Molecule: messenger RNA, 10448 nt
Organism: Vespa velutina
Lineage: Eukaryota; Metazoa; Arthropoda; Insecta; Hymenoptera; Vespidae
Gene: WDY
Product: WD repeat-containing protein on Y chromosome
Exons: 18
Coding region: 2713-5745 (1010 amino acids)
Molecular function (GO): calcium ion binding; protein binding
Source: RefSeq, a predicted model, not a curated record
AUCUUUUUCACAUUCUUGCUCAUUUAACAUUUAUAAAUACACACUUUUUUGUAUUAUAAAAUUCUAGUGGAAUAAAAUAUAAGUUACCUUAAAUAUAACAAAAAUAUUGUUCCAAUUUUUUAAGAAGAUUAAUACUAUCACAGUGUCCUGGAUAUACAUUUAAUGAUUUUUGUAUUGCAAUGUAACUUGUUUGAAAAUCUCCUAACUGUAAACAAUAAAAUGAUAAUAUUGUUUACAAUGUAUUAUGUUUAUAUGCAAGUAUUGUUAGAAUACCUUAUAUGCUAAAUGUGCACUAUUAAAAUGUGGCUCGUGUAUGUAAUUUGCAAUAGUGGCUGCUGCAUGGAAAUAAGUUCUUGCAGUUGUAACAUUACCAUUUUUCAUUUGUAUUACACCAAGAUUAUUAUAUGCCAAUGCAUGUCUAUUGUCAACUGCAAUAGCAAGUUUUAAACAUUCUUCUGCCAUCUCUAAAUCACCUAAACUCUAAGCAGAUGUGAAUUAAUAAAAUUAUGUACAAAAUCAUUACAUAAUUUAAAUCUUAUUAAUUCUCUUACAAUUGCAAUAUGAGAAAUAUUGUACCAAAUAUCAGCUUUGUUUUCAUCAUUGGCAAGGCUCAAGGCCCUUUCAAAGCAUGAUAUUGUAUGAUCAUAUUGUUGUGCAUAAAAGCAACACAAUCCAAGAUUAUUAAAUAAUUCAGUAUUAUAAACACCCAUUUGUAGUAAUCUUCUGCAAAAAAUACAUUUUUACUGUAUUUUUUGCAAUCCAUCUUUAAAAUAUAAAAAAAAUUAUAAUUAAAUUAAUUCUUAUUUACCUGUAAAAGCGUAAAGCCAGUUCUGGUUGAUCAUUAUAAAAAUGAUGCAUUCCAAUACUUGCGAUUGCUUCUGUAUGAGAAGCAUCUUCUUGAGCUAUCAAUUUAUAAUAUUUCAUCGACAUUGACAUGUUAUUUAAGCCUUCAAAAAUUCGUCCCAUUUCAACAAGUAUAGUAACCUAAAGUAUACUAUCUAACAAUUAUAUGUUUUCCAAUAUAUAUUUUAAAAUAAAUUACAAUAUUAUAUUACAUACAUCAUUUGGAAAAUACUCUAGUCCACCUUUACAUAUAUCUAAAGCAGCCAAUGGUUGAUCUAAUCUAAUAUAUACUCUAAUCAAUCUUAUAGUCGUUUCAAUGGCUUUACAAUCACGUAAGGCUGAUCUAAAUUGUUGUUCUGCAUCUCUCAUUAAACCUAAAGUAUAAUAACAUUUUCCUAAUUGUACUUUCCACCACCAAUCCUUAUAUUGACAAGCUUGUGUUGCUUGUACUGCUAAGUCAAGAGCCUGAAAAGAGUUAGAUUUUAGUUUUGUACAAUUUUUAAAAGACAGUUCUACAAAUUGAAAACAUGAUUUGUGCCAUAAAUAUUGUAUUAAUACUUACAUAUCUGGCAUCAUGUUCAUGGUAAUAAAUGUAUUCAAACAAAGGUUUUGCAAUGCUAGGUUGAUUUGCAUAUUUGGCUAUAUUUAAACGUGAUAAUUGUAUAAAAGGGCCACCAGGUUCUGUUAACAUAGAUGCAGUUCCAAGUCUAGAUAUAAAAGAUAUAUUUUUCCUUAUGAAGCAAAAUAUUAUAACUGUUUCUGCUUAUAAAGGAAAUGUUAAUUUUAUAUAAUAUUAUCAUUUUCAAAUGUAUAUUAACAUUUUAACAAGAUAAGAAUAUAUCAAUAACAAACCUGACAUUUCGUCCAGAAAUAGCAGUAAUAGGUCUUGCUGUAGCUGCUGUUCUUGGCAUUCUUAAUGCUUGUUCCAUUGUUUGUGAUAUUGCUGAUUGUGUAGCAGGUCUUACAACUCCAGUAACAGGUCUACCUUUAAAAAAAAAUUAUAUUUUUAUUACUAUAAAUACUGCUAGUUUUUCUUAUUUGUUUCUGGUAUAUUGUACCUGACUGAGUUUUAGGGCGGAUUCCAUGUUCAAUUCGGGCAGUUCCUGGAUUUUUUAAAGAUGUACCUGGUCUAGGCAUUGUAGUCAUUGUAUAAUUAUCUAACAAACCUUCUGCAAUUCCUUCUUCUUCACUUUCUAUGUCAUCAACAUAAACUUGUAAUGUUAAAGCACGCAUUUUUAAAACCCAUAUUGCCUAAAAGUAAAUAAACAUACAUCAAAUUAUGACAUAAAAAGAAACUUGUUAUAUUAUAUUAUUAGUGCAAAUAUUAUAUAAUUAAUGUAAUAUAUGAAUAUAAUAUAUUCAUACCUGAUCUAAUGGAUUUUUUUUCAAUAAUUCUGUACAUUUAGUUACACAAGCUUCAUAUUUUUGCCGAUUAAACAAACUUAAAGCAAUGAAUAAAUCCAUGGUAAUAAUAAUAGAUUUAAAAAUAUGAAAUAUAUUUAAAUCGUAUAAUCUAAUUACACUUUCAAUACCUUUUUCAUACCUGUUAUACUAUUUAGCCUACACUGUCUAUACCUGCUACAGUUGUAUUGAUUAUUUUCUUCAUGACCUACUUUGACAUUUUUUGUAAUUUUACAUGACAUUAUAGUCUUUUUAAUAUAUCCUUCAUAAAUAUUUAUUUAACCCGAAUUUAGUUACAUAUUAUUAUAAACUUCAAAGCUUUUAUAACAAUGUUUAUGACAAAGAACUUGCAUGACUGAUUUUUAAUUAAAAUUUUAUGAACUUUAUAUAGGAAUAUCUUUAAAAUAAUAAAUUAUUGUAAGAAUUAUAAAAGUAAAAAUAUAUUUUAGAGAAUAUUAUAUAAAAAUAAUGGCAUAUAUAAAUUAUGAUGAUAUCAGCAUAAAAAAUGAAUUUGGAAAGUUUUUCAAAACAAAAAGCAUUGGAGAACAAUGUACAGAAGAAUCUUUGAUGCAUUUAUACAAUAAAUUUUUAACAACAAAAAACAAAAAAAUGAAUAUGUCUCAGUUAGAACAUGCCUUUAUAUCUAUUUUAAAUAUAAAAUUGUCUUCUAAAGAUUUCAAUAUCUUAUUUCAGAAGAUAAAUUUAAGAAAAGAUGGAUAUGUAACAUGGAAUGAAUUUAUUUCUUACUUAAUAAUGGAAUUUCAAAAGACAGAUGUAUCCUUACAACAUCAAAUGUUAGAACUUCCACUUACAGGCUCACCUAAAAUAUUAAAAACACAUCAUCGUACUCCAAUUUGUAGAAUUGCUUUCUAUCCUGAAUUACUUCCAGAUCGAAGCAGUAGUUUUCAAAAAGGUUGUUAUCUGACUGCUAGUAGAGAUGGAGUUAUUAAUUAUUGGUCAUUAGAUUUUAAAUAUGAACGCAGUGUACACUCUGUAAAUCCAUAUUUGAAGGUACAACAAACCACAAUAACUGAUAUGAUACUAAUGCCAGAUGUUCAAAUAAUAUGUACAAGCUCUACUGAACGUGAUUUAAGAUUUUAUGAUGUUGUGGCAAAGAAAUUUGAAUUACGUGUGAUGAUAUCAAGUUUAAAUUAUGUUGUUGUAUGUAUGUCAUAUUACUUCAGUUCAAACAUAAAGGAUAAAUCUUACAUUAUUUUGGGAGAUACAAAUGGAUCUAUUAUAAUCAUGACUUUUUCUUCCAUAGAAAAAGGGCCUUUCAAACAACAAUCUGAAUACAAUACAAUAUCCAUACGUUAUGAAGCACUUAUCAGAGAUGAGUUACCUGAUCUAAAAGUUAUAGAAAUAAAACAUGUACAUACAAAUUGGGUAAAUCAAGUGGCUUAUUAUGGAAAUCUUAGAGCUUUCAUGUCUAGCAGCAAAUGUUCAGAAUGUUCAUUAUUAUUUAGUGAUCCUACGAGGAUGAGAAUACAAUAUAAAUUUACUGUCGCAAGGGGAAUAUCUUGUUUUAAUUUUUGUGAAGAAAGUCAAAUACUUGUAACAGGUGGUCCUGAUUGUAUAAUCCGAGUUUGGAAUCCUUUUGUACCAACAAAAGCAAGUAAUAUUUUUCAAGGACACCAAGCAACUAUUUGUGCUAUAAUAAUACAAAAUGCAGGCCAGCGUAUAUAUUCUUUAUCAAAAGAUAGAUGCAUAAAAGUUUGGGAUGUUCCUACUUAUACUUGUAUACAGACAUACAAUGGUUUACAAAAAGAACUAAGUGAAAACAUAAAAGUAUCCGUAAUUUAUAAUAAAUUAACACAUAAAAUGAUCAUUUGUAGUAUGAUAAUUGCCAUUGUUAUUUGUGAACAAGUGAUCAAUGAGGAAAUAUCAGAUGGAAUUUCUCAUACAAAGCCUGUUAGUUCUGUACUUUAUAAUCAUUUAUAUAAAUUAAUUGUUUCUACAGGAUUAGAUUCAUGUAUUAUAGUAUGGGAUCCUUGGCUUGGUCGUCGUUUAUAUUUAGUGACUAAUGCUCAUAGUAUUUUACUAUAUGGACAAUAUGUUAACGUUGAAAUUACUGCUGCUACUUUUGAUGAUUCUGAACAAUUAUUGGUAACAGGUGCUAGAAAUGGAUCAUUAAAAAUAUGGAAUUUUAAUACAGGAACAUGUUUACGAAAUAUGGCAAUAGAGGAUCAAUGUGAAAUAACUAGUUUAAAUUGGGUGGAGAAUCGUAUUUUAUGUACAGGAUGGAAUCAACGUGUUACAGAAUUUACAAUCUCUGAACUUCACACGUAUAAAAAAAGCUGGGAGUUAAUACAUACAGAUGAUGUACUUUUUUCAGCUGUACAAUAUCCACAAGUUUUAGCUACUGCUUCAUAUAAUGGAGAAAUAAUUUUUUGGCGACUUGAAACAGGUCAGCCAUACAGAAGAUAUCAAGUGAGUAAUGCAACUGGAAGAUAUGCUAUUAAAUAUAAAAAUAAUCUUAAAGAAAAUAUGAAAGAAACUUCGUCAAAAAUAAAAGAAGUUAAAUUGAAACAACAAAUUUUAAAUGAAGAAAACUAUGAUCAAUCUAGCAAAUACAUUAAUAUUUGUUCUCAUCAACAAUCAGCAUUAAAUAGAACUCGAUUAGUGACUGUCUGUGCCAUUAUAUAUUUAAAUUCAAGACCAAUGAAUCCUAAUAUUGGUACAUUAUUAGUUUCACUUGAAUCUGGGAUCAUACAAGUUUGGAGUCAUCAUCCUGCUGGAAGAUUCUUAACAGGUUUCUCAGUUAUUCAUAUGAGAAGAGAUUCUGCUAUUUCUUUAGCUACUGAUCCUGAAAAUAAUUACUUGAUAACAGGCCAUUGUUUCGGAUAUAUAAAAGUUUGGUAUCUCGCAAAUUAUACAAUACCUAAUCCUCCUAAAGUGUGUAUGCCACUUUUAAGAUUAGAAUUUCCAUUUCUUUGGAAAGAUAUAAUAAAUGGUCGUGCUAAGCGAGCUGUACAAAACCAAUCAUUACCACUUUUAUUGUCAUCCCUUCGUGGUCAUACAAAGGCAGUUACGUGUCUUCAGAUAAUUCCUGAUGCACGUAUUAUUAUCAGUGGAAGUGCAGAUCAUACAGUACGUUUAUGGACUUUAGGAGGUCGUUAUAUAUCAACUUUGGGAACAUUUAGAGAAUGGAUGCCAAUUUUACCUCACAUACCUGCAUCUAAAUAUUUUCAACAUUUUAGAUAUCCCAUGGAUAUUAAGAGAUCUGCUAGUUUCACUACUAUGAAAGUUCUCCAAGGAGGUCUAGGCUCAGUAGAGAUUAAAGAUGUUGAUGAAAUUGAUUAUCUAAAGAUAAUUCCAGAACAAAGUAGACAUAUAUUGUAUGGAGAACAAUUGCAAAGUCCAAUUCUUGGAAAUUAUUACAAAGUAUCUGACGAAACAAAACAUUAUAUUGAGCCAACAGUUUUGGAUAAUUCUUUAACACAUAUACCAGUGUAUACACAUCUAAUAACACAUACCUUAAAGCACAUUGAAUCUAAGUAAAUCCAUAAUUGUGCAUGGUCAAAAAAAGGAAUUUUUGUAAAACGACAUCACCAUUGUCAUUAUUUCUACUUAUGUUAAAUAACAUUAUGAAUAAAUGAAAAUAUAACACAUGAAAAAUUAAAUUUAUAUAAUAAAUUCAUUUGUCUAAAAAAAAAAAAAAAAAAAAAAAAAAAAAGAAAAAAAUAUAAUUCUUACAUACUAUAACCAGUACUUUGCAUAAGUAUUUCAUAUAAAACAAUAAAAAAAUUUCAUAUAAAGGAAUAUUAAUAACACUUUGUAAAGAACAUAGAAGUACUGGGUACAUUAUUAUUACGAAAAUUUAAUACAAAUUACAACAUACGUAUGUUGAUAGAAGCACACAUUACGUGUAUGUGCAUAUCAAAUAAUUCAUAGAUCGUUGAAGUUAUAUGUUACAAAGCACAAAAAAUUCUUAAACAGUUUAAUAGUAUUAAACAUGUUAUGCUUAAUAUAUUUAAUAAUAUUAAUAGAGCUGUGAUUAAAUAUCAAUUUCAUUGAAAGGAGACUAAUUAUUCAGUUUCCAUCAUUGAAUAACGAGGUGGUGUUUUCCAGAUUGCACUUGAUGUACGUUUCAAUCUAUUUCUAUCAAUACCAAUAAAUAAUUCGGUUAAAUCUGGAGUACACUUUCGAGUAUCAAAGAAUUUAUAAACUGCUAUAUCUGGUAUAUAUCGCUGCAUUGCUAGUUGUGCUUUUCUUAUAUGUGCUAAAAUAAAUUAAUAUUAUUAUAUGUAUUAUAUAUUAUCAAUUAAAAUAUACGAUUAAUACUAAAAAAAAGGUAUAUAUACGUACGCUGUGCCCAAUAUGGAAUUACAUGUUUUGGCUUGGAUUCAUCAUCUGAGUCAUCGUCAUCAGGUUCACUGUCAAGAAUGUAAUUUACUGGACCCUGAUUUUUAUUACUAGCCAUUUGUUUAUUCUAGAAAACAAAAUGAGAUUUUUUAUUUUUUUAAAAGAUUAUGCAAUUGAUACUAUGGAUAGCAUAUAAUAAAAACAAUUCACUUUUGCUUGUCCUGUAAGCAUUUGUGCUUUUAACCGCAUUGCUUCUAUAGCAGCUUGUUGUUGUGCUCUUGCUUCAGCUUCUCGUCGUUUAUCAGCUUCUUGUUCUCUACGUCUUUGCUCUGCAAGUAAACGUUCUGCCUCUUCUUGUUCAAGUAAUCGUUUUAAUCUUAGUUGUUCUUCUUGCUUUCUCUUUUCUUCUUUCUCCUUUAGGAACAGUUACAGAAUUUAUUUUGUAUUGUUAAUGUAUAUUUAUUUUUAUAUAGAUAAAAGAAUAUUAAAAAAAAUAACCUGAGCUCUUUGUAAUUGUGCAAGUCGUUUUCUUUCCAUUUCUUCACGUUGUUUUUCUUGCAUGUGUUGCGCUAAUCUCGCUUUCUCUUCCUUCUCUCGUUCUGCCCUCUGCCGUUUUUCUAAUUCUUGUUUCUCUUUGGCUUCUCGUGCUAAUCUAUUUUUUAAUUCCUUCUCUUGUCUCUUCCUAUAAGCCAAAAGUAUAAAUCAGAAAAAUAAUUUUUCUAUAAAAUUAUUAAAUACUAUAUAAUAGUAAUAAGAUUUUACCUUCUUUUUUCUUCUGUCUGAAGUCUCAAGGCUUCAUCUCUUUUUCUCCUUGCAUUUUCAUCAUUUAUCUGUUUUCGUUUUGUUUCUUCUAUUUUAUCUAUAGAAUUUUGCUUGCUAGCUGUUCUUGGCAUCGGAAUUAAUGAUUCUACUGAUGUUACAAUGUUUGCACGAGAAGCUGUAAAAGCUUUUAUAGACUAAAAAUAAAACAUAUAACUUUUAAAUAAUUAAUCUUCAUUUUUGACAAAUAUAUUAUAAGGAAGGUAAUUUAUUUUUCAAUUUACGUUUGGAAGCAGUUGAUUGUUGAUUGGAGUUUUUGGAUUACGAUUCAAAGACAUUGGUAAUUGUAUUUUAGGUUUGCUGAGAGGAGUUACUUUUUGCCGCUGCUUUGGAUUGAUUUUUUCAUUCUGCAAUAAUUUAUUUGUUCCCAUGUUUGUUCCUAUGUUUAAUUUGUUCUGAAAAUUAAAUUUUAUCAGUAUUUGGUUUAAAAAACAUUUAAUUGUUUACAAAAAUAAAAUGGCUUACUUCCUUAAAUUCUUCAUCUUUUACUUGUUUUGCCAAAGAAAUUUUUUUUGCUCUUGCAAGGGACUUACGAGCUAAUUUUUGUGCGACAGUUUUAUCAGCUUCUGCAGCAGCCAUGGCACGUGUUUUCGUUCUAGUUAUUCUCAUCGGUGCAUCUUCGUCAAUUAAUCUAGGACUACUCAUACAAACCUGUUCAAAUGCUUCUACCCGUUUUUUAACAGAUUCCUUGGCAUAAGGACUAAAUAGAACAUUUGACUUAUAAGUACUUCUUAACUCCUUUAAAGCAGAAUUUUCUUUUAUAACAGGUCUCAUAGGUGUAUUAAGAACUUCAUCAUCACUUGUUGAAGGAGAUUGUAUGAUUUUCUUUUGCUUUUUAGUAUUUACGUCUACUUUAAGAUUUUGUACUUUUCCUCGUACUCUAUUUAUUUCUGGUGAAGAUUCAUCGUCCGUAAUUAAUUCAUCGAAUUCUUUAUUUGCCAUAGCAUCUUUAAAUUGUUGAACCCUGUCCUUUGCUUGAUUUUUAGAUGUCUUUUUUGUUUCAGAUGAAUAACAUGAACUUAAUUUAUUCUUAUCAUUUGUGAUAGUAUUGUUUUGCUCUAUAUGUUGUUUAUUGUUAAGUUCAUUGCUGAUUGAAUUUACAGAACUUUUCUUUAUCGUUACUGUUUCAUUUAAUAUUAUUUGCCUUGACAAAGGUUCUAAUACUACUGUUACAUUCAUCAUUUUAUCUAAUAAAGUAGAACUAACUUUCAUUGUUGAAUUCAUAAUUGGAAGAUGUUUUGGUAAUGCAUCUUCAUACAUUGAUGGCUCAUCAAUGUCAUCUGUAACAGGAACAGAAAGUAUUUCAUCAAUAAUAUCAUCCUUUCCUCCAUUUUCUUUUUGAAUAUCCCUAGAAAUUUUUCUUUCACUUGAUCUAUGAUGUUUUAAAGCAGAGAUACAAUUUUCUUCAACUUUGACAGCAUUGUCUUCAGCAGCACUUAUUUGCGUAUUAAUAUUUGCUUCAUUCACAUCUUUCAGACUAUUGUUUCUUGUUUUAUGUUCUUCUAUUUUAGUAUGUUUUGCUGGUCUUUUAUCUUCAUCUUCAUCAGAACUUCUUGAAGAUUUAGUCCUUUUAAUUCGAUUGUCAGAAAGUAUCUGCAAGAAAAUAAAUAUAUUUCGUUUAUAUAUGUUAAUUACUAGAAUAUUUAUAGUUUAUACAAACCUUAUUUGUAUUAUCAUUUUGUUGCAAGUUUUCAGGUUUUCGUAAUUUACUUGUUAGCGACAUAGAUUGCUGCUUUCUUAUAUUAUCUGCUGCAGUCUUAGAAGCUUUUCUCUUAGUUCUUGUACCUAUAGUUUCUUCUAAAUUUGAUUCAUUUUUCAAUUUCACAUCUUUAUUAACAGAAGAUAAUAACACAAUUUCUGUAGUAUCUAAAACACUAUCUUCUGGUAUUGUCUCAAUACGUUGAACUCCUUUUCUUUUCACUAACUUUGGAGUUUUUGCUAUAAGAGGUCCAGAUCUUGAUUGAGGUAUUUGCGUUAUUAAAUCUUGUAGAUAAUCCAAAAUAUCAUCUACACUAUCUCUUAUAGAUUUUUUAACUUCUUCACAACAAUUAAAAAGGUCUUCUGCAUCUUUUGCAAUCAUCGCUUUGAUCCUGUCCUUUGAAUAAGUGCUCAUUUUUAAAACCUGACAAAAAUAAUUAUAUUGUUGUGUAAAUAUCACAUAAUAAAAUGCAUUCUUUAAAUAAAAUGAGAAUUAAAAUCGAUGAACUAUACAAAAUAAAGCUUUAUGAAAUUAGCUUAAUAUAAAAAUUACAAAGGUUAAAAUUCAUAAUAAAGUAGGCUAGGCAUUAUAAUAAUUUAGGAGAACUUUUAAUAUAAAGGUAAGAUAUUAGUUUUAAGCCCGCGAAAAUAAACUUGAACAUUUUAUCCAUACCUUAAUAUUCUAAACAAUUUAAUUAUAUGAGAAAUAAACGAUUAUGUCCACAGUAUACCUCGCUAAUAUACAAUUGCGUAAGACAAUGAAUUCUUGAUAAACAAUUAUUAAAAAUUAUAUAAAGUAAAAAGUUACCGACGAUGCCCAUCUCGCGCACAGACGGGCUGAUCACUCGGCUUUCAUUUCUCACGUUUUGUGUAACGUCUUUUCCGUUUAAUUUAAAUUUCAACCAGAACGCCAUCUACGGAGAAAAAGACAAGCUUAACCAUGUUAAAUUCUGCAAGUGCACGUAUGUACCUUAAUAAAUGCAUUCUUGAUUACGAUUGGACGUUACUGCAUAUACGCGUUCGCUUUGAAGAAAUUUGGAAAAUCUUAAUGUUUUUUUCUUGUAAAAUUACUCAUGUAAAUAUAUGUAAGAUGUAUAUCUAUAUUCGUAAUAAAUAAAUAUUACGUCUUUGUCUUUAUAAGAUUUAUAAAAAUCUUAAUAAUAAUAAUAGAAGAGAUUUUAUUUUAUGAAUACAGAUAAUUUAACAAAAUUAAUUAUUCCAUGAUAAAUAUCUGCAAACCAAUCACAAUUUUAGUUAUACAAUUUAAUUACGUUAAAUCAGUGGCAAUAUAUUAUAAUUACAGGAUAUAUACACGAAAUGUAAUAUUAAAGGAGCGCGAACGAAAAAAAUGGAAUUUAAAUUUUGAUUAAAUUUAAUGUUUG